Helicoverpa zea (corn earworm) is the source of this 1703-nucleotide messenger RNA. RefSeq names its product dentin sialophosphoprotein-like. The transcript is spliced from 3 exons. The record is from RefSeq and is a predicted model, not a curated record. Lineage: Eukaryota; Metazoa; Arthropoda; Insecta; Lepidoptera; Noctuidae. Gene Ontology annotation, biological process: positive regulation of transcription by RNA polymerase II; cytokine production. The coding region runs from base 218 to 1615 and encodes 465 amino acids.
ACUAGUCAUAAUGAUUUAAAAAUUAUAUUCUUUUAUUAUAUUAGUAGUCUAUUUCGUUGCCAUAUUUUUUACAAAUAGAAUUUCGAAUAUCGAUAUUAAAACACACGAUGCAAAGCACCGCGCGUCAUAGGACAUCACUACUAACUUCAAUUUAAAAAAGAAAAAACUCGUUAAAUUAUUUGAUUAUUGUAUUUGUGAUAAAAUUUGAAUAGGUACAAUGUCUUCAUCGGACUCGGAUUAUGAUAUUUACGGAAAUAUAGCACAAAAACUACAGGCAAUAAAAAACAGUUUAUUAAAAGAAAAAGUUGAAUCUGCUGUUACGAGCGACAGAACUGACGUCGGUCCAAGUAGCUCAACAUUACCGACCGUAACUGUCGAUGAAGAGUUAAACAGCACUGUGAACAGUACGGAUAACAAUACGAAGGCAAAACCGAGGCGAGGCCGUGGAGGUAGGCGCAAAGCUUCCAGUAAUAGCUGUGGCUCCAGUAGCAGAACUGACGUCGGUCCAAGUAGUUCAACAUUACCGACCGUAACUGUUGAUGAAGAGUUAAACAGCACUGUGAACAGUACGGAUAGUGAUGAAUACACGUUAGACGCGAUUAUAGCUAACAAUACGAAGGCAAAACCGAGGCGAGGCCGUGGAGGUAACUGCAGAGCUUCCAGUAAUAGCUGUGGCUCCAGUAACAGAACGACCAGGACUGCCAGCCAGAGUACUAAUAAUUCUAAUAAAGAUGACACUUUUGAUAAAGAAGAUGCUCCUACAACCUCAAAUAGGGGCCAACAUGCUGGCAAAGGGCGGUCUCCCCGUGCUGGCAGAGGGCGGUCUACCCAUGCUGGCAGAGAGCGGUCUACCCGAGCUAGAAGCAGGGGCAUGUCCUCCAGGGAAAGGGGACGCACGGCAAGAAAUGAGUUAAUCGAAAUAUUCGAUGAUUUUUCCUCCCCAGACAGAUGUUCUCCAGUCACUUCCAAUGAUUGUCCUAUAAUUAGCAUUGGUAAUACGGAUGAGUAUCCAGACCAAUGUGAAAAUCAGCAGCUGUUCUCGUCAAAUGUGAGACAUUCUAGCGAUGAUGUUGAAAUUGUAGACAUGGACUCUCUAGAAGAUGAUAAUGAAGAAAUGUCCGUCAAAGUCUACUGGCGGAGUUUAGAAAUAUUUAAAUUCAAUAUAAGAAAGUACCAGAAAAUAACUCAAUUAUUUAAUUAUUUUAGUGAAAAAGAAGGUGUUAGUAGUAACCAUUUGCUUUUUAUUUAUAAUGAUAAGAUAUUAAAAAUGGAUGAUACACCGGAUUCUAUAAACUAUAAUAUUGCUAAGUUUAUUGAUGGAGGUAUUGUUAAUCAGGAUGUGCGAAAGUUAAUUGCGGGAAAUAAUGAAAAUAAUGAAUCCAGUGGCUUUAAAUUAAAAUUCCAAUGUCAAAAUAAGAAGAAACCAUUUGAAACAUUUAUGAAUCCUCAUGAGAAAUUAAUGUUGGCUAUGAUAAAAUGUGCAGAGCAUUUAGAAACACCUUUAGAGAGACUUAGGUUUUAUUUCGAUGGAGAUUUAAUAUCAAGUAAAAACACACCUCAAGAUCUGGAGUUAGAAGGAGGCGAGUGUAUAGACGUUAAGAUAAGUAGCUUAUAGAUAUCAUAUUUAUUUCAACGUGUGCGUUACCCUGGCCAGAUGUUGUCGAAAAUGGUCAUUUUAAUCUUAUAGAUAAUUAGUUGUGCGG